Didymosphaeria variabile is the source of this 1224-nucleotide messenger RNA. RefSeq names its product Aspartate aminotransferase, cytoplasmic. The record is from RefSeq and is a predicted model, not a curated record. Gene Ontology annotation, cellular component: cytosol. Bases 1 to 1224 code for a protein of 407 amino acids. The transcript has 3 exons. Gene Ontology annotation, biological process: L-aspartate biosynthetic process. Gene Ontology annotation, molecular function: pyridoxal phosphate binding; L-aspartate:2-oxoglutarate transaminase activity. Lineage: Eukaryota; Fungi; Ascomycota; Dothideomycetes; Pleosporales; Didymosphaeriaceae.
AUGUGGUCCCCGCAGGCGCCCGAAGACCCGCUCUUCGGGCUCAUGGCAGCUUUCCGUCGCGACGAGGACCCCAACAAGGUCGACUUGGGCAUUGGAGCUUACCGCGACGACAAUGCGAAGCCCUGGGUCUUGCCUGUGGUGAAGAAGGCCGACGACAUCAUCCGCAACGACCCCAACCUCAACCACGAGUAUCUGCCCAUUGCCGGUCUCGCAGACUUUACUUCGGCCUCGCAGAAGCUCAUCCUCGGCGGAGACAGCCCCGCGCUGAAGGAGAAACGGGUCACCAGUUUGCAAACCGUCUCCGGCACCGGUGCUGUGCACCUGGGUGCCCUCUUCCUCGCAAAGUUCUAUAAGCCGAAAUCGCAGCGUACCGCCUACUUCUCCGAUCCGACCUGGCCGAACCACUUCCAGAUCUUUUCCAAUGUCGGCCUCUCACACAAGACCUAUCCCUACUUCUCUAGGCAGACCAAGGGCCUCGACUUCGAUGGCUUCUACAACUCAAUACAGAAUGCGGACGAGGGCAGCAUCGUCGUGCUACAUGCCUGCGCACAUAACCCCACCGGCGUAGAUCUGACGCAGGAUCAGUGGAAGAAGAUUGCGGAGGUCAUCCGGGCGAAGAAGCAUUUUCCGUUCUUCGACACAGCCUACCAAGGUUUCGCCUCUGGCGAUCUUUCGCGCGACGGCUGGGCCAUCCGCUACUUCGUCGAGCAGGGCUUCGAGCUCUGCAUUGCUCAGUCCUAUGCAAAGAACUUUGGUCUGUACGGAGAGCGCGCAGGCUGCUUCCACUUUGUCACAGCACCAUCAUCAGACGCUCAGUCCACCGUUGGUCGUGUAGCCUCUCAGCUCGCCAUUCUUCAACGUUCUGAGAUCUCCAACCCUCCCGCGUACGGUGCGCGCAUCGCCUCGCUCGUCCUCAAUACACCCGACCUCUUCGCACAAUGGGAGGAGGACUUACGAACCAUGUCGGGUCGCAUCAUAGAAAUGCGCAAGGCCCUCCGUAGCAAGCUCGAGGGACUCGGUACCCCCGGUACCUGGAACCACAUCACAGAUCAGAUCGGCAUGUUCAGCUUCACGGGUUUGACGGAGCAGCAGGUCUUGAAGCUGCGCGAGGACUCACACGUCUACAUGACGAAGAACGGCCGCAUCUCCAUGGCGGGUCUCAACACCCACAAUAUCGAUUACUUCGCGAAGGCAGUAGACAAGGCUGUGCGCGACACGCAGUAG